Molecule: messenger RNA, 2528 nt
Organism: Jatropha curcas
Lineage: Eukaryota; Viridiplantae; Streptophyta; Magnoliopsida; Malpighiales; Euphorbiaceae
Product: subtilisin-like protease SBT5.4
Biological process (GO): proteolysis
Molecular function (GO): serine-type endopeptidase activity
Source: RefSeq, a predicted model, not a curated record
AUUAAUGCACUGCACAAUGUCUUUUUCCAAGCUUUCAUUGUUUUUAUUUUUCAUUCUAUGCAGUUUGUUUGAAACGCCAGCUUUUGCUGUCAAAAAGUCUUAUGUAGUGUACUUGGGAUCUCAUUCCCAUGCACCCGAUGCACAACUCUCUGAGGCUGAUCUUCAUGCAGUUACCAACUCUCAUCACCAGUUUCUCGGCUCCUUUCUUGGCAGUACCGAGGAGGCUAGACAUGCAAUUUUCUACUCUUACCAAAGGCAUAUCAACGGAUUUUCUGCUCUUCUUGAAGAGGAAGUGGCAGCUGAGAUUGCAAAGCACCCAAAAGUGGUAUCGGUCUUCUUGAACCAAGCAAGAAAGCUACACACAACACGCUCAUGGGAGUUUAUGCUGCUAGAAAAGAAUGGCGUGAUACAUCCUUCUUCCUUGUGGAAGAAAGCAAGAUUUGGUGAAGAUGUGAUUAUAGCUAAUCUUGACACUGGUGUGUGGCCCGAAUCAAAAAGUUUUAGCGAUGAAGGUUACGGACCCAUACCUUCAAGGUGGAAAGGGACAUGCCAGAAUGACACCACCUUCUCUUGUAACAGGAAGUUAAUUGGAGCUAGACACUUCAAUAAAGGGUUUUUAACUGCUCAUCAACUACCCCUCUCUCCCUUCUACAACACUACUCGUGACUAUAUAGGCCAUGGAACUCACACACUGUCAACAGCUGCCGGAAACUUUGUCCCUGGAACCACUGUGUUUAGUGUAGGAAAUGGAACUGCUAAAGGAGGUGCUCCCAAAGCUAGAGUCGCUACUUACAAGAUUUGUUGGCCUCCAGUACGGGAGCACAAAGGUGGAUGCUAUGAUUCUGAUAUUGUUGCAGCAUUUGAAGCUGCCAUACAUGACGGGGUUGAUGUCAUCUCGCUCUCUGUUGGUGGAGGUCCUAAGAAUUAUUUCAGUGAUGGGAUUGCAAUUGGUUCAUUCCAUGCUAUACAAAAAGGUAUUGUGGUAGUUUGCUCUGCAGGAAAUGAUGGACCUCAAAGUGGAACUGUCGCAAAUAUUGCCCCUUGGUUGUUUACUGUUGGAGCUAGCACCAUAGGCCGACAGUUCCCGAAUGUCGUUGAACUCGGAAACGGCCUCCGCCUUAAGGGUUCAAGCAUUUCUGAACCCUUGCCUGAAGAUAGAUUAUAUCCGCUUAUUAGUUCCUUACAGGCCAAGGCUGCUAAUGCAUCUGCUCUUGAUGCUGAGCAGUGUCUGGCAGGAAGCUUGGAUCCUGCCAAGGUGAAGGGCAAAAUCUUGGCUUGUCUGAGGGGAGGUAGUGACAGAAUGGAAAAAGGUCAGCAAGCUGCUCUGGCCGGUGCAGUUGGAUUUAUUCUUUCCAAUGAUAAAAGCUUUGGAGAUGAAAUCUCGCAGGAUCUCCAUAUGUUGCCUGCUUCACAUAUCAACUACAGAGAUGGCCUUGCUCUCUAUUCUUACAUCAAUAGCACCGAUGAUCCUGUAGCUUUUAUCACGCCUACCUCUGAAAUGCUUGCUGGGCCUGCUCCGUUCAUGGCUGACUUUUCCUCUGUUGGACCAAAUAUUAUUACACCUGAGAUCCUCAAGCCUGACGUUACUGCACCGGGGGUGAAUAUCAUAGCCGCCUUCUCUGAAGCAGCAAGCCCAUCUGAAUCUUACUUUGAUAAGCGUCGUACUGCUUUCAACCUUAAUUCUGGUACAUCUAUGUCCUGCCCCCACGUUGCUGGAGUUGUGGCCCUUCUCAAGACCCUCUACCCUUACUGGAGUCCUGCUGCAAUUAGAUCAGCAAUCAUGACAACUGCGAGAACGAGAGAUAAUACUAUUCAUCCAAUGCGUGAUGGAUAUUCUAAGAAGGCAACGCCAUUCCAUUAUGGAUCCGGACAUAUGAGACCAAACCGUGCCAUGAAUCCAGGACUGGUUUAUGACUUAUCUGUGAAUGAUUACUUGGACUUCCUUUGUGCUAUCGGCUACAACCAAACUUUGAUUCAUGCGUUCUCUGUUGGUCACAAAUGUCCUAAAUCGGCCAGCCUUUUGGAAUUCAACUACCCUUCAAUUGCAGUCCUUAAACUAUCAGGCUCGGUAACUGUGAGUAGGAAAUUGAAGAAUGUUGGUUCGCCAGGCAAAUAUGCAGUUCGUAUCAAAGAACCAUAUGGAAUUUCAGUCUCCGUAGAGCCAAGAGUCUUGACAUUUGACAAGAAUGGAGAAGAGAAGAGCUUUAAGGCCACUUUUACAGCUAAGUGGGAAGGUGCAGCUAAAGAAUACGAAUUUGGAGGUCUAAUAUGGACAGAUGGUCUCCACUAUGUUAGGAGUCCAAUUGUAGUUUCUGCGGCUUAGAUACGUAAUUGGUUGGGACAAUUUGAUAGAAGGUUGAUUUUUCAUUUUCUUUAGAGGUAGUUCUAGUUUUUUUGAAGAGGGUAGUUCUAGUUAGGUUCUCUUUUGUUUUUUCAUUUCUUGAUACAAACAGUGGUUUAAGUCAGAUCGUUAUGUUAUGAUAGGCACUUCAAAGUAAUUAGACUAGAAGGAAAUACCAUAUUACGCA